Messenger RNA from Aspergillus saccharolyticus JOP 1030-1, 1098 nucleotides. Its product is annotated as isopenicillin N synthase family dioxygenase. Lineage: Eukaryota; Fungi; Ascomycota; Eurotiomycetes; Eurotiales; Aspergillaceae. The record is from RefSeq and is a predicted model, not a curated record. The transcript is spliced from 3 exons. Bases 1 to 1098 code for a protein of 365 amino acids.
AUGACUGGUAACAACCCUUCAUUUACCACAAUUCCCAUCCUUGACUACUCUCUCGCCACUUCUCCCACUACAAAACCACAAUUCCUCGCCAGUCUCCGCCAUGCGCUGGUCCAUGUGGGCUUCUUCUACCUCAUCAACGCUCCGGUCGCAUCCGCCGUCCGCGACGAGUUGAUCCACCAAACCACCGCCAUCUUCGAUCUCCCGCGCGAGAAAAAGCUAGCGAUCGAGAUGGUCAACAGUAAACACUUUCUGGGAUACUCACGCCUCGGCGCUGAGACCACAGCCCGCCGGACCGAUCAUCGCGAACAAUUCGAUUUUGCGACCGAGCUUCCUCCCCCAGGACCAGAUGAUCCGCUCUAUCGCAACAUUCGGGGACCAAACCAGUGGCCUGAUGAAUCCGCCAUCCCGGGUUUCCGCACCGCCGUUGAGGCAUAUCUAUCCGAAACCCAACCACUGGCAGAAGCCUUCCGGGGCCUGAUUUGCGAGGCCCUUGACAUGGCCCCCACCGCGUUGGAUGGCUUCUUCGAGCAUCCGAUCCAGCAGAAACUCAAGCUGAUCAAGUACCCUGCGCCCACCCGCGCGUCCGAGGCCCAGGGCGUUGGCGCGCACAAGGACUCGGAAUUUCUGACUUUCCUACUGCAAGCCACGCCGCACACGGGGCUGGAAGUGCAGAAUAAAGCCGGGGAGUGGAUCCCCGCGCCGCCUCUUCCUGAGUCCCUGGUGGUGAACAUUGGGCGCGCACUCGAGGCCAUCACGGGGGGAGUGUGCACAGCCACAACGCACCGGGUCAGUCUGGCGGCGCAGAAUUUCUUGGAUGAGCACAACACAGAUCUCGGGCCGCGCUUUUCUAUUCCUGUCUUCCAGGGGAUGAGUCUGGAUUUAUCGGCGGAGGAGAUCUCGCUGGCGAUCCCGGCGCAUAUCCGCGCGCUGGUGGGCGACGAGCAGGCGCGGUCGGACGCAGAGGCGACUUUCAACCGUAUCUUCCGGGGGCGGGUUGGCGAGGGGACGUUUGUGCAUCGCAUCAUGUCGCACCAGGAUGUAGGCCGACGCUGGUAUCCUGAGGUGUUGGAGUGGGCAUUAGCGAAGUAUGAAAAAUAG